UCAAAGUCCCAGAAGGCCCUGCGCCGCUCCUCGGCGUGUGUGCUCUGCAUGCAGUGGAGAGAAAUGUAGAGUGUUUGGAGGCGGAGAGAGUCAGUCGGCUCACUGUGUGGAGCUGUGUCGGGCAGCAGGAGGAGCCGACACCGACACCGACAGAAAAAGAGACCGAUUCAAAGAAAAGAUAGGAGCGUUGUUCAAAUGCACGGAUUCGGGCUUUGAAUUGCGGGCGGAGGAGGAAACGGUCUUAUGGUUUAAAGUGGAGGUUUUUAACGCGGACUGAAAGGGGGGUGUUGACUCUACGGACACAGCAGCAACCCCCAUCCUAAAAAAAAAAAAAAAAAAAAAAACACUAAGAGGAAUCGGCAAGAGAGAAAGAGCCAGGCUUAGUAUGUUAUUGGAGAAACUGACUCGGCACUGGCAGCCUCCAUCGUGUUAAUGUAAUGGAAACACGCCUUGGUCACCCCCGGUAGCAUCUGAAAUGCAUCAGCGGAAAUAUAUCUGCAACUCCCAUGGCUAAUUGUAUGAAGCGGUGGUGGUGGCUCGAGUUUGCCAGUGGAUGCACUCAAGAGCCGGGUGCCCUGUCAUGCCCAGCGCCAUGCUAAAGCAACACACUCAUAAUAACAAGGAGCACUCAGUUCAACCAGUGGGAAAGCUGUGGAAAAAGUUGGUGGAAAAUCUAUGGUUUGAGCCUCAAAUUUGAUUUCCUUUUUUUUUUUUUUUUUUUUUUUUUUUUUUUUUGACCUAGUUAUUCUGUAACGCACCACAGCUCUGCUGCUUUUUCCUGCAGCUCUGCUUUUUUUUCUCUACUUUCACUCAACUUGCAUUCACUCUGGCUUCUUCAUAACAUCAACACCAAGGACGGGGGCAAGACUGCAAACUGCUUUCUGAGAGGCACGUUUUCAGCCGACGGAAUGGAUGUUCGAAUUUACUGCCGGCCUUUGUUGGAGUUGAAAAUGUGAGGGUCAGAAUGAAGAGACUCCUAUGAAGAGGAGGAAUAGGUGGAACAGCAGCACUAUAUCAAAAUGGCCCAAACCAGUUUGCUGCAGGGGAAGCGCUUUUAUUGCCGGGAGUGGGUCUUUCAUAAGAUCCAGCAUUGCCUCCAGGAGAAAACCAACAACCUCAGUGGAGUGACCAGCACUCCCAGUAAACAGCCCCCGUUGGCGCCCAGCGGAGUUGCGUCCAACCCUGGCACCCUGACAUCAGGAUCCGGAAAGUCGGGUAGCUCCUGGGGGGUUUUGCUGGUGGGCGGACCAGGAAGCGGGAAAACUGCAGUGUGCACGGAGCUGUUAUGGCCCACAUCUGCCCAGGGAACGCACCGGGGUCUGCACCAGCAGAGCCUGGCUUUCCACUUCUGCCGGGCGGACGACUCAGACACGCUGUGCGUCGGUGGCUUCAUCCGAAGUCUGGUGGCUCAGAUCUGCCGUAGCGGGCUGGUGCCAGGAUACGAGGAGAAGGUGCGCGACCCAGCUGUGCAGAGCACUUUGCAGCCUGGAGAGUGUGAGAGGAACCCCACCGAGGCUUUCAAGAGAUGUGUCCUCCUGCCUCUCCUCAGUGUUAAGCCUCCUCAGCAGUCUCUCUUCCUGCUGGUGGACUCCAUCGACGAAGGCUGUCAGCUGGGCGAAGGGGAGCAGAGGUCCUCCCCCGGGUCCCCCAGGACCAUCGCAGAGCUCCUGGCCAGUCACCACGAGUUCCUGCCUCCCUGGCUGCUUCUCAUCUGCUCGGCGCGGCGACAGAACAAGGCCAUCACUAAACUGUUCACAGGAUUCCGUAAAAUCAGCCUUGAUGAUCUGCGCAAGGCUUACAUUGUCAAGGAUGUGCAACAGUACAUCCUUCACAGGCUGGACCAGGAGGAGGCUCUGAGGCAGCACCUGACCAAGGAGACAGCUGAGAUGCUCAACCAACUCCACAUCAAAAGCAGUGGAUGCUUCCUCUACCUGGAGCGUGUGCUGGAUGGUGUGGUGGAGAACUUUAUCAUGCUUCGCGAGAUUCGUGACAUCCCUGGAACUCUCAAUGGCCUCUACCUAUGGCUCUGCCAGAGACUAUUUGUCAGAAAACAGUUUGCCAAAGUCCAGCCUAUCCUUAAUGUAAUCCUGGCCACUUGUAGGCCACUCACAGUCAAGGAACUGUACCAUGCAGUCUGGACCAAAAAUAUGACACUGACUAUGGAGGAAUUUCAGAAGAAGAUGGACAUUCUCUCGAAGUUGUUGGUUGAUGGCCUUGGUAGUACUAAAAUCCUUUUUCACUACAGUUUUGCAGAGUGGCUACUGGAUGUUAAGCACUGCACCCAAAAGUACUUGUGCAAUGCAGCAGAGGGACAUAGAAUGUUAGCAAUGAGUUAUACUUGCAGGGCAAAGCAGCUCAAACCACUCGAAGUGCAGGAAUUUGCACUGCACCUUGUCAAUUCCAAUCUACAGAUUGAGCCAUUUAAUCUGGCUCUUUGGAUGGUUUGGAAUGGAACUCCUGCUAAAGACUCUUUGACAACCUCGAUACCAAGAGAACAGGAGGUCCUGCAACUUCUGGUCAAAGCUGGAGCACAUGUAAACAAUGAGGAUGACCAUGCGUCAUGUAUUGUACAGCAGGCCCUUGAAAGAGAGGACUCAAUACGGACAUUACUUGACAAUGGUGCAUCUGUGAACCAAUGUGACUCCAGUGGGAGAACUCUGCUGGCCAAUGCCGCAUAUAGUGGAAACCUUGAUGUGGUCAACUUGCUCAUAUCUAGAGGGGCAAACAUGGAGCUAGAAGACAACCAUGGACAAACAGCACUUACGCUUGCUGCAAGGCAGGGCCAUACUAAAGUGGUUAACUGCCUAAUUGGUUGUGAGGCCAACAUAAACCACACAGAUCAUGAUGGAUGGACAGCCCUGCGUUCAGCAGCUUGGGGUGGACAUUCAGAGGUUGUAUCUGCUCUGCUUUAUGCUGGUGCCAAAGUGGACUGUGCUGAUGCUGAUGGUAGAACUGCUUUGAGAGCUGCUGCUUGGGGAGGCCAUGAAGACAUAGUGUUGAACCUUCUUCAGCAUGGGGCUGAGAUCAACAAGGCAGACAAUGAAGGAAGAACAGCUCUCAUUGCUGCAGCAUACAUGGGACACAGAGAAAUUGUUGAGCACCUCUUGGACCAUGGAGCUGAAGUUAAUCAUGAAGAUGUGGAUGGGAGGACUGCCCUCUCAGUCGCUGCUCUCUGUGUUCCUGCAAGUAAAGGCCAUGCUUCCGUUGUGAGCCUUCUGAUUGACAGGGGAGCAGAGGUUGACCACUGUGAUAAAGACUGCAUGACUCCCCUCCUCGUGGCUGGCUAUGAAGGACAUGUCGAUGUAGUUGAUCUGCUUUUGGAAGGUGGGGCUGAUGUGGAUCACACAGACAACAAUGGUCGCACUCCUCUUCUUGCUGCUGCAUCAAUGGGCCAUGCCUCUGUUGUCAACACAUUACUUUUCUGGGGGGCUGCUGUUGAUAGCAUCGAUGGUGAGGGAAGGACUGUGCUGAGCAUUGCAUCUGCUCAGGGUAAUGUGGAGGUGGUCAGAACUCUGCUGGACAGAGGACUGGACGAGAAUCACAGGGAUGAUGCAGGCUGGACCCCGCUACACAUGGCUUCAUUUGAGGGCCACCGCCAAGUGUGCGAUGCCCUCAUUGAGCAAGGUGCUCGUUGUACAGAGGUUGAUAAUGAUGGUAGAAUACCGCUGAUAUUAGCUGCACAAGAAGGACAUUAUGACUGUGUGCACAUUCUUCUGGAAAACAAGUCGUGCAUUGACGAGAGGGGAUACGAUGGGAGGAAUGCUCUCAGGGUGGCUGCACUAGAAGGCCACAGGGACAUUGUUGAACUGCUGCUGAGCCACGGUGCUGAUAUAGAUCACAAAGACGCAGAUGGACGCCCCACACUUUACAUAUUGGCACUUGAAAAUCAGCUGGGCAUGGCAGAAUAUUUCCUUGAGAAUGGAGCAAAUGUGGAAGCUUGUGACACUGAGGGCAGGACCGCCCUCCACGUGUCCUGCUGGCAAGGGCAUGUUGAAAUGGUGAGGCUGCUGAUUAACUAUCAUGCUGAUGUAAAUGCCUGUGACAAUGAGAAGCGAUCUGCCCUCCAGUCUGCUGCAUGGCAAGGACAUACAAAAGUAGUGCAGUUUUUGAUAGAGAAUGGCACACAUGUGGAUCACACAUGCAACCAGGGAGCAACAGCACUAGGCAUAGCAGCACAAGAGGGUCACAUUGAUGUUGUGCAAAUACUUCUUGAAAAUGGUGCUGAUCCCAACCACGCUGAUCAGUUUGGACGCACAGCAAUGAGAGUGGCAGCAAAAGGUGGCCAUUCAACGAUCAUAAAACUUCUGGAAAAGUAUGGGGCCACAACUCUAAACGGCUGCAAUCCUUCCCCAGUACACACCAUGGAAGAAAAAACCUCAUUGGCCGUGACUGGUAAAAUGCAGUCCCUCACAAUUAAAUCAAGUAGCUCUGGCAGCACCGGGGCAGGAGAUAUGCAGUCGUCUGGACGUGGUCUACCCAAUGGACCUGUCCAUGCUUUCAGUUCACCAUCAGAAUCUCCUGAUUCUACAGUAGACAGACAGAAAUCCUCCCUAUCAAAUAAUUCUCUCAAGAGUUCAAAGAACUCCUCCCUGAGAACCACAUCAUCCACAGCCACAGCACAGACUGUGCCAAUCGACAGUUUUCAUGGACUUACCUUCACGGAACAAAUCCAACAGCACUCACUGCCUCGCAGUCGGAGCAGGCAGUCUAUUGUGUCCCCUUCCUCUACAACUAAGUCCAUUGGUCAGCAGCCAUCAUCUCCAUCGAAUGACUUUGACUGGUCUCAGUUAAAACCUAGUCUCAAAUCAACAAAGGGAAGUAAGACCGGAAAUGGGACAUCUAAUAGUAAAGGUGCACUGGGAGACAAGAAAAAAGUCAAGAACAGCGGAUCAACCCAAGGACAGGUUCUGGAGUAUGAGAUGACACAGUUUGACAAAAGGAUUGCCCUCAACAAAUCAGUAGCGAACAUUGCAGUGAAGGAUCCUCAUUGCAAGAUCAUGAUUGGUGGUUCGGUUCGGCAGGAAAGGGGGCAAAGUCAAGAUCAAUUCUUAAUCCAGCAGCAGAGCUGUUCUGAGAAAAAGAGGAAUGGCAUCAUGACCAACCCCAACUAUCAUCUACAGGGUAAUCAGGUUUUCCUGAGUAGGGUAUCAGUUCCUCGGACUGUACAGAACAGAGGCCACCAGGAUGUUCUAGAGAACUAUCCCAUAGGGGAAACCGAGCUAAGCCUUAAACAAGCCCUGAAACUGCAGAUUGAAGGAUCAGACCCUGGGUUUAACUACAAAAAGGAGACUCCAUUAUAGCUGAUGUCUUGAAUGCCAUUCGUCAUGCAGACAUUGGAGGGAAUGUGCCAAAGCAACUGUUUUCAUCUGCAUAUGAAAAUACUCGUUUUUGUUUUUUUUUCAUCAGUGGGAGACCUCAAAAUAAUACCUAGGGAUGAUUGUUGAAUGCUGCCUAAGGCUUACGUGAACUGAUACAUCGAUGUGCCUACAUCUGUUACAGCCUUCUUCAUGUAUUCAUGCAAACUAUCAUUUUAAUUUAAUGUUAUGCUAUUUAAUAAACAGUGUAUGCACUUUUAAAAGAGUAAAAUGACAGACAUGCAUUUGUUCUAUUUACUUUGUAUCCCAUCCAUGUUUUAUCAAAGUAAUUGUUUGAGAGAAACAUACCAAUGCUUUUUUUUAUUAUUUUAUAUUUUGUUUGUUCUGUCUACUUUUUCACACUGACAGCAAUGUACCACUGAGUACAUUGUCACAAACUACAGGACAUAA
Molecule: messenger RNA, 5765 nt
Organism: Larimichthys crocea (large yellow croaker)
Lineage: Eukaryota; Metazoa; Chordata; Actinopteri; Sciaenidae
Gene: ankrd50
Product: ankyrin repeat domain 50
Exons: 5
Coding region: 1020-5300 (1426 amino acids)
Molecular function (GO): protein binding
Source: RefSeq, a predicted model, not a curated record